AUGUGCGAUUCUCCUGCAACGACUGGAAAGCCUACUAUUCUUUUCAUCGCAGAUCCGUGCGAAACAUCAGCCACACUUAAUUCCAAGGCAUUCAAAGAGAAGUUCAGGAUCUUGCGCUAUCAGCUGGACACCAAAGAAGCAUUUCUUAACUUUUUAGAAAGGCAUGAACAAGACAAAAUAUGUGCCAUUUAUGCUGGGUUUCCGGCAUUCAAAAAAAUCGGUGGGAUGACUCGAAGUAUCAUCGAACACAAGUCAUUUCCAAGGAAAAAUUUAAAAUGUAUCGUGCUUUGCUCAAGAGGUUACGACGGAUGGGAUCUGGAUACAUUACGCAAGCAUGAAAUUCGAUUAUACAACUACCAAGACGAUGAAAAUGAAAAAUUGAUAGACGAUUUAAAGCUUCAUCAAGUCGGUAAUGAUGUGGCAGAUUGUGCCUUGUGGCACAUUCUGGAGGGCUUUAGAAAGUUCUCCUAUUACCAAAAACUUAGUAGAGAAACUGGAAAUACAUUAACUGCAAGGGCGAAAGCUGCAGAAAAGAGCGGAUUUGCUUUUGGCCAUGAACUGGGGAAUAUGUUUGCUGAAUCACCAAGAGGAAAGAAAUGCUUAAUUCUUGGUUUAGGAAGUAUUGGAAAGCAAGUAGCCUACAAGUUGCAAUACGGGCUAGGAAUGGAAAUACAUUAUUGCAAAAGAAGCGAAGAUUGCACAAUGAGUCAAAACGAAAGCUGGAAAUUUCAUUUGCUAGAUGAAACAAUAUAUGCAAAACUAUACCAGUUUCAUGCAAUCGUGGUCACAUUGCCGGGAACUCCACAAACAGAACAUUUAAUCAACAGGAAAUUUUUGGAACACUGCAAUCCAGGCCUAAUUUUAGUCAACUUGGGAAGAGGUAAAAUUUUGGACUUGCGGGCUGUUUCUGACGCCUUGGUAACGGGACGAAUCAACCAUCUCGGUUUAGACGUCUUUAAUAAAGAACCAGAAAUAGAUGAAAAAAUCAGAUCUUCUGAUAGACUUACUUCAAUUACUCCGCAUUUGGGUAGUGCGACAAAGGAUGUUUUUGAGCAAAGUUGUGAACUGGCAUUGACAAGAAUCUUACGGGUAGUGUCUGGGGAAGCCGCAAGCGAUGAGCAUUUCUCCCGUGUAGUUUGA
Molecule: messenger RNA, 1140 nt
Organism: Saccharomyces cerevisiae S288C
Lineage: Eukaryota; Fungi; Ascomycota; Saccharomycetes; Saccharomycetales; Saccharomycetaceae
Gene: YGL185C
Product: putative hydroxyacid dehydrogenase
Exons: 1
Coding region: 1-1140 (379 amino acids)
Molecular function (GO): oxidoreductase activity, acting on the CH-OH group of donors, NAD or NADP as acceptor; NAD binding
Source: RefSeq, marked reviewed